UCUUCACCGCUGCAGCCACCUCCACUACUGCCUCCCCCACAGAAGGGACCUCAGUGCCCACCACGGGACAAUUAUCCACUGGAGACCCCCCCAGCACUGUCUUCUCCACAGGGGUGACCUCCACAGAAGCCACUGCCACCUCGGCAGACUUCCCUACCGCCAUCACGACCACUGGAGUCACCUCCACUGCUCCCACCUCCCCAGAGGUGACCUCAAUGGCAUCACCCACCACCUCACCAGAGUCCUCCACUGCCGUCUCCACCACCGGAGCCUCAACCACUGCCACACCUGCAGAGGUGACCACCACUUUGGUCCCCACCACAUCCAGAGACUCCUCCACUGCCCUCAGCACCACUACAGUGCCCUCCACUGCUCUCAGCUCCACGGAGGUGACCUCCACAACAUCUCCCACCACCUCAGGAGACUUAUCCACUUCCUUCUCCACCCGUGGAGCCUCCUCCACUUCUAUCAGCUCCACACAGGUGACCUCAGUGGCAUCACCCACCACUUCACCAGAGUCCUCCACCGACAUCUCCACCACUGGAGCCUCCACCACUGCCACAUCCACGGAGGUGACCACUACUUUGGUCCCCACCAUGUCCACAGUCUCCACUGCCCUCAGCACAACAGAGUUGACCUCCACAGAACCUCCCACCACCUCAGGAGAUUUAUCUACUUCCUUCCCGACUACUGGAGCCUCCUCCACAGCUCCCACCUCCCCAGAGGUGACCACAAUAUCUCCCACUACCUCAGGAGACCUAUCCACUUCCUUCCCAACCAGUGGAGGAUCCUCCACUGCUCCCACCUCCACGGAGGCGACCUCAAUGGCAUCGACCACCACCUCACCAGAGUCCUCCACUGCUCUCUCCACCGCUGGUGCCUCUUCCACUUCCAUUUUCACAGAGGUGACCACCACUUUGGUCCCCGCAAUGUCCACAGACUCCUCCACUGCUCUCAGCACCACUACAGCCCCUUCCACUGCUCUCAGCUCCACUGAGGUGACCUCCAUGGCUUCCGCGACCACCAUGGGAGAGAUAUCCACUUCCUUCUCCACCACUGAAGCCACCCCCAGUACUGCCACAUCCACAGAGGUGACCUCCACAGAAACCUCCACCACCACAGCAGACUUAUCUACUUCCUUCCCAACCACUGGAGCCUCCUCCACUGUUCCCACCUCCACAGAGAUGACCUCAAUGUCAUCAACCACCACCUCACCAGAGUCCUCCACUGCCAUCUCCACCACUGGUGCCUCCUCGAGACCCUCCUCCACUGCUCCCACCUCCCCGGAGGUGAACUCAAUGGCAUCGACCACCACCUUACCGGAGUCCUCCACUGCUGUCUCCACCACUGGGGCCUCCACCACUGCCCCAUCUGCCGAGGUGACCACCACUUUGGUCCCGUCCACAUCCGGAGACUCGUCCACUGCCCUCAGCACCAUAGAGGUGACCUCCACAACAUCUCCCACCACCUCAGGAGAAUUAUCUACUUCCUUCCCAACAAUUGGAUCAACCCCCAGCACUGUCAUCUCCCCAGCGCUGACCUCCAUGGCUUCCACGACCACCAUGGGAGAGAUAUCCACUUCCUUCUGGACCACUGGAUCCACUCCCAGCACUGUCACCUCCCCAGAGGUGACCACCACUUUGGUCCCCACCACAUCCAGAGACUCCACUGCCCUCAGCUCCACAGAGGUGACCUCCACAACAUCUCCCACCACCUCAGGAGACAUAUCUACUUCCUUCCCAACCACUGGAGCCUCCUCCACUGCUCCCACCUCCCCAGAGAUUACUUCCAUGGCUUCCACGACCACCACGGGAGACUUACCCACUUCCUACUCCACCACUGGAGCCACCACCAGCACUGUCAUCUCCACGGAGGUGACCUCCACAACAUCUCCCACCACCUCAGGAGAAUUCUCUACUUCCUUCUCCACCCGUGGAGCCUCCUCCACUUCUAUCAGCUCCACACAGGUGACCUCAGUGGCAUCACCCACCACUUCACCAGAGUCCUCCACCGACAUCUCCACCACUGGAGCCUCCACCACUGCCACAUCCACGGAGGUGACCACUACUUUGGUCCCCACCAUGUCCACAGUCUCCACUGCCCUCAGCACAACAGAGUUGACCUCCACAGAACCUCCCACCACCUCAGGAGAUUUAUCUACUUCCUUCCCGACUACUGGAGCCUCCUCCACAGCUCCCACCUCCCCAGAGGUGACCACAAUAUCUCCCACUACCUCAGGAGACCUAUCCACUUCCUUCCCAACCAGUGGAGGAUCCUCCACUGCUCCCACCUCCACGGAGGCGACCUCAAUGGCAUCGACCACCACCUCACCAGAGUCCUCCACUGCUCUCUCCACCGCUGGUGCCUCUUCCACUUCCAUUUUCACAGAGGUGACCACCACUUUGGUCCCCGCAAUGUCCACAGACUCCUCCACUGCUCUCAGCACCACUACAGCCCCUUCCACUGCUCUCAGCUCCACUGAGGUGACCUCCAUGGCUUCCGCGACCACCAUGGGAGAGAUAUCCACUUCCUUCUCCACCACUGAAGCCACCCCCAGUACUGCCACAUCCACAGAGGUGACCUCCACAGAAACCUCCACCACCACAGCAGACUUAUCUACUUCCUUCCCAACCACUGGAGCCUCCUCCACUGUUCCCACCUCCACAGAGAUGACCUCAAUGUCAUCAACCACCACCUCACCAGAGUCCUCCACUGCCAUCUCCACCACUGGUGCCUCCUCCACUUCCAUUUCCACAGAGGUGACCACCACUUUGGUUCCUACAAUGUCCACAGACUCCUCCACUGCCCUCAGCACCACUGAGGUGACCUCCACAACACCUUCCACCACCUCCGGAGACUUAUCUACUUCCUCCCCGACCAUGGGAGCCACCUCCACUGCUCUGACCUCCACAGAGUUGACCUCCAUGGCUUCCACGACCACCACAGGAGACUCAUCCACUUCCUUCUCCACCACUGAAGUCACCCCCAGCACUGUUAUGUCCACAGGGGUGACCUCCACAUCAGCCCCCAGCUCCACAGAACAUAUCUCCACGGUCUUCUCCACCACUGGAGACACCUCCAGCACUUCCACCUCCAUAGAUGUGACUUCCACCACCUCAGGAGGUUUAUCCACUUCCUUCCCUACCACUGGAGACACCACCGCUACUCCCACCCCCACAGAAGCCCCCACCACCUCAGAAGACCCUUCCACAGUCCUCUCCACGACUGGAAUGACCACCAAUCCUCUCACCUCAACACAGGUGACCUCAAUCGCAUCCAUGACAACCUCGGGAGACUUAUCCUCUUCCUUCUCAACCACUGAAGCCACUUCCACUGCUCCCACCUCCACAGAGAUGACCUCCAUGUCUUCCACGACCACCAUGGGAGACUCAUCCACUUCCUUCCCAACCACUGGACCCACCACCAGCACAGUCAUCUCCACAGAAGGGACCUCCACAGAAGCUCCCACCACCUCAGGAGACUCAUCUACCUCCUUCCUGACCACUGGAGCCUCCUCCACUGCUCCCACCUCCACAGAGGUGACCUCCAUGGAUUCCAUGACCACCACAGCAGACUUAUCCACUUCCUUUUAUACCACUGGAGGGACCUCCACAGAAGUUCCCACCACCUCAGGAGACUUAUCCACUUCCUUCAUGACCACUGGAGCCACCACCAGCACUGUCAUCUCCACAGGAGGGACCUCCACAGAAGUUCCCACCACCUCAGGAGACUUAUCCACUUCCUUCAUGACCACUGGAGCCACCACCAGCACUGUCAUCUCCACAGGAGGGACCUCCACAGAAGUUCCCACCACCUCAGGAGACUCAUCUACUUCCUACGCAACCAAUGAACCCUCCUCCACUGCUCCCACCUCCCCACAGAUCACCUCCAUGGCUUCCCCAACCACCACUGGAGACUUAUCCACUUCCUUCUCCACCACUGGAUCCACCCCCAGCACUGUCACCUCCACACAGGUGACCUCCAUACAAGGUUCCACCAACUCAGCAGAAUCCUCCACUGCCUUCUCCCCCACUGAAGCCACUUCCCCACAGGUCACCUCCACAGGAGCACUCACCACCUCUGCAGACUCCUCCACCAUCUUCUCCACUGCUGCCUUCACCACCACAGAUGUCACCUUUUCAUCAUCCCCCACCACUUCAGGUGAUUUCUCCACUGCCUUCUCCUCCGCUGCAAGCACCCUCGCCAACUCAGAGGUGACCUCCACGGCAGCACCCACUACCAUCACCCAUGUGACCUCCACAGCACCCAUCACCCCCACCCAAGUGACCCCCACAGUGGCCUCUACCACUCAAAAUGGAGGCACCUACAAUAUUGUCGACAAGACGUGUCUCUGCACCCCAUAUUUCUACGGCCCCUUCUGCCAGUUCUCCACCAACUCCAUUGACACCAACCUCCCUCACCCGGGGACGAUCGUGGCGGACGUGGAGCUGGUGGUGACCGUCACCAACUUCAACUACACGGAGGACCUGAAGGAUACCGAAUCGGAGACCUACCGCAACUUUGAGGAGCACUUCCGGAAGGAGAUCAGGAAGAUCUAUGGGAACAUCCCCGGCUACGAAGGCGUGGAGAUCCUCAGCCUCAAAUCUGGCAGCAUCGUGGUGGAGCACAAGGUCAUCUUCACCACAAGGGAGAGCAGCAACAUGACGGAGAAGUUCCAGGAGAUCACGAAGAGCCUGGUGGAGAGGUUGGAAGAGACGGAGGCCAACCAGGGCGCCUGCCAGCACAAUGACUCCAUCCUCUGCCUCACUGUGUCACCCAACCCCGUCAUCAGGAACAUGACGGAGGAGCCUUCCCUGAACGAGAUCUGCUGGCAGCGAGCACCCAGGGAAUACCGCGACUUCUACUACGCGGUGACCACGGAGGGCAUCAUCCACUGCAUCACCAACUGCACGCCCAACAUGCCGACCACCAUGGAUUGCCACUACGGCCAGUGCCACGUCACCCGGGCCGGUCCCCAGUGCUUCUGCCAGGAUGAAGCCCUGUACUGGUACACGGGUGACCAGUGUUCCGGGCGCGUCAGCAAGUUGGCCAUGGGAUUGGGGUUGGUGGCCACCGUGUUGCUCAUCAGCUGUAUCGUCCUCGCCGUGUUGCUGGUCAGGGGCCGCCGGAGGAAGUACAAGCUGAGUGACUUUCCACCCUCCACUGGUGGCAACUGGUACGAGGCCGAUGACUUCGCCUGGCUCUCGCCCGAUGGUUUCCUCUACCGCAACAUGGCAGCCGACAGCGCCCUCGCUGACCCCCAACGCCAGCUCAGGUUGACGGACGCCACCGCUUGGAGAAGACCCCCGAGCCAUCCAACCGCCCCCCACCAUCUCCCCAGAGGUGAUGACCAGCAACGCAAAUUCACUCCUUCGUUGGAGCUGGUGGAUACCUCCAGCCCGCCCGCCCCCACCAGCGCCUGUCGGAACGGGGCCACGGCUUUCGGGACGGCGUGCGUGUGUCCGCCGGGAUACCGGGGAGAAACCUGCCAACAGCCGGAGCAGCCCGACUCCUGCCUGAACGGUGGCACCUUGGUGGGGGUGGUCUGCCACUGUCCCCCGGAAACCUGGGGACCCCGGUGUGAGUGCACCAGCCCGUUCCCUGCCACGGUGCUCGCCGUGGCCGGGAGCCCAACCACAACAGUCGGUGAGAGUGACUCCACACCGAGUAUCAUCUGCACCACACACUCCGCGGAGACCCGUUCCGCUGUCCUGACCACCCUGGAAAGCGAUAACGUGGCCACCGUCACAACUACCACCAGGGAAAGCAAGGCUACCUUGGCACCCCGGGCAAGAAAUGCCAUGGCCACCACCCCAGAGGGCAACACCACGGCCACGUUGCCAACUACCGCCCUGGAGAGCAACACCACGGCUGCAGAGAGCAACACCACAGCCACGGAGAGCACUACCGUGGCCACCACCCUGGAAAGCAACACCACGGCCAUGCUACUGACCCCCGUGGAACGCAAGACCACAGCCACUCCCAUUGAAAGCAACACCACGGUGACGGAAAGCAACACCAUGGCCACCGCCCUGGAAAGCAGUGCCACAGCUACACGAACGGCCACCAUGGAAAGCAAUACCACAGCCAACCCCAUGGAAAACAGCACCACAGACACUCUACCAACCCCCGUGGAAAGCUACACCACAGCCAUCGCCAUGGAAAACAUCACCACGGACAUUAUACUGACCCCCAUGGAAAGCAACACCACGGCCACCCCCAUGGAAAACAUCACCACGGACAUUCUACCAACCCCCAUGGAAAGCUACACCCCAGCCAUCCCCAUGGAAAACAUCACCACGGACAUUAUACUGAUGCCCGUGGAAAGCCACACCACAACCAUCCCCAUGGAAAACACCUCAGACAUUCCACCAACCCCUAUAGAAAGCCACACCAUGACCACCGCCAUGGAAAACAACACCACGGACACUCUACCAACCCCCAUGGAAAGCUACACCACAGCCAUCCCCAUGGAAAACACCACAGACACUCCACCAACCCCUAUGGAAAGCCACACCAUGACCACCCCCAUGGAAAACAACAGCACAGACACUCUACCGACCCCCAUGGAAAGCCACACCACAGCCAUCCCCAUGGAAAACACCACAGACACUCCACCAACCCCUAUGGAAAACCACACCAUGACCACUCCCAUGGAAAACACCACCACAGACACUCUACCAACCACCAUGGAAAGCCACACCACAGCCAUCCCCAUGGAAAACACCACAGACACUCCACCAACCCCUAUGGAAAGCCACACCAUGACCACCCCCAUGGAAAACAACAGCACAGACACUCUACCGACCCCCAUGGAAAGCCACACCACAGCCAUCCCCAUGGAAAACACCACAGACACUCCACCAACCCCUAUGGAAAACCACACCAUGACCACUCCCAUGGAAAACACCACCACAGACACUCUACCAACCCCCAUGGAAAGCUACACCAUGGCCAUCCCCAUGGAAAGCAUCACCACAGACAUCCUACUGACGCCCAUGGAAAGCCACACCAUGACCACCCCCAUGGAAAACACCACAGACACUCUACCAACCCCUAUGGAAAGCCACACUAUGACCACUCCCAUGGAAAACACCACAGACACUCCACCAACCCCUAUGGAAAGCCACACCACGACCACCCCCAUGGAAAACAACACCACGGACACUCCACCAACCCCCGUGGAAAGCAACACCUCGGCCACACUCCCAACCACUCCCACCAACACCUCUGCUACCUCAGCACUGGCUCAGCCCGAUGCCACCCACACGGUCCCCCUGGACACCACCACAGCAUGCGCUGGGAACUGCACCAGCCCCACCACUGAGACCACAGCGGUGACGCCCCAAUCCCCUCCCAACACCAGGGUGUCCACCACAACAAAGGUUCCUGGCUCCACCACCAUCACCACCUGGUCUUCUUCAACCAGCAGAGCCACCACCACCACCUUGGCCACCCUCUGCCUCUACCUCCCACAUGGGUCCAGCCCUCCAGCUAGUGGGUCACCUGGCAUGGGGUGCUUGGGGUGGGAGGGGGGUCUCCUUUCCAGGGUCAAGAGGGACAUGGGGUAUUCCAGCGUUGGGGAGGAGGAGGAGGGAGAGAUGAUGGACAUAGAUCCAACCCUGUGGUUGGCAGGUGUCCUGCCAUGGGGUCCCCGAGGUGUGGAGUGUGUCUCCUUCCCAGGGGUCUCCUUCCCGGGGGUCUCCUGGGGCAAGAGGAUAAAGGGGGACAUGGGGUCUUCCAGUGUUGAGGGGAAAGAGGAGGAGGAGGAGGGAGAGAAGGAUGGACUCAUCUGCCACAACGGUGGCGUCGCCAACUUGACCGAAUGCCUUUGCCCACCCGGCUACUCCGGCCCCACUUGCGAGACGGUGGACACCACCGACCAGUGCGCUGGUGGCAGCACGGCGGGGGGCAACCGGUGCAUCUGCCCACCGGGGCGGUCGGGACCUCGUUGCGACACCCGUGAUGAAGCCACGGCUUGCCAGAACGGAGGCACGGCCGUGGGCACAGAGUGCUACUGCCCCGAGCAGAGCUACACCGAGGAGCAGAGCUACACCGAGGAGCAGAGCUACACCGAGGAGCAGAGCUACACCGAGGACCACCAGGAGAACCACCACCACACCCAUCCCAACCACCACAGGUUGGUGGGUCUUCCUUGGAAUCCCUGCCAGAAUGGGGGUCGCUGGACGGGGACGUUUUGUCUCUGUCCCCCCAACGUGGACGGAGCUCGCUGCCAGUUCGGGGCAUCGACCAUCAACCUCACGGCAGAGCUGGGCCCCUCCAUCUUGAUGCUGGCACGUGUCACCAACCGGAAGUUCUCCGAGGACAUGGGGGACACCUCAUCCCCCACCUAUCGCAGCUUCGCGGAUAUGAAGAGCUGGGCCCCUCCAUCUUGA
This is a messenger RNA of Charadrius vociferus (killdeer), 8396 nucleotides long. Its product is annotated as mucin-19-like. The annotation marks the transcript as partial. Gene Ontology annotation, molecular function: Notch binding. The record is from RefSeq and is a predicted model, not a curated record. The transcript has 18 exons. Lineage: Eukaryota; Metazoa; Chordata; Aves; Charadriiformes; Charadriidae.